CGUUGCCCCGGGCAACGGUCCGGCGGAGCCCGCGAUUGGACCUACGGACCCGCAGGGGGCAGUCUCGCGCCGGUCUCACUCAGUGGCUGCGAGCGGAGUCACAAUUCCUCAUUCUGGCGUUCAAGGACCCCCCCUCCUCCCCGCCCCUCGGUCACGCCCCGCCCAGGGUUUGUGUCCUGUAGUACCAUCGCCGUUUGGGAUGACAAUGCUGCAUCCAGGCUCCCAGUUUCGAUCGGCCGCGCCUCAAGUGACACCUCAAGAUGAGCGAGGUCGACCCUUUAAGGGUGGAGAGAGAUAAGACCCCACACAUAAGAGUGAAAGUUGACAAAGACCGGCAGAUGGUGGUAUUGGAGGAGGAAUUCCAGAAUGUUUCCCCAGAGGAACUUAAGUUGGAGUUGCCAGAGAGACAGCCCAGGUUUGUGGUCUACAGCUACAAGUAUGUGCACGAUGAUGGAAGGGUGUCCUACCCUUUGUGCUUCAUUUUCUCCAGCCCCGUGGGCUGCAAGCCUGAACAACAGAUGAUGUACGCGGGAAGUAAAAACAGGCUGGUGCAGACCGCGGAGCUUACAAAGGUGUUUGAAAUCCGCACCACAGACGACCUCACCGAGACCUGGCUUAAGGAAAAGUUAGCUUUCUUUCGUUGACCUUUGAGCCAGGGAUUUGGAAUCCUUACUUCUGAAGACUCAGACUGAUAGGAUAUGAACAUCCAAGAGCUAAAUAAAGGUUAAAAUUUCAGGAA
Arvicanthis niloticus (Nile rat) is the source of this 739-nucleotide messenger RNA. The record is from RefSeq and is a predicted model, not a curated record. Lineage: Eukaryota; Metazoa; Chordata; Mammalia; Rodentia; Muridae.